GAAUGUAUGUUUUGAAAUGUUAUAAUUCUUGACAAUAAAGAGAUGUUCCGGAUGAUUUGAAACGGGUUAAAUCCGUAUCCGGGUCGUGAACCCGAGGAUCUAGGGUUGGUAGGAAUCUCGCGCCACUCGUCGUUGUGAAUUUCGUACUAGGCAGAACCCAGGAGAAUCCUUUCGUCCCACUGCAGUCUCUUCGGACCGCCAAUUAUGGAAGCGCCGGUGCCGGAGCAGCUUACCGAGACGCAACAAAAUCAAAGAAUGGUGGAAUAUGAGGUUGCUCGGAUAUACGAUUUUUUCCUCCGGGCUCCUCGCAGUGCUCAAGAAUUCAUGUUGGAGCUUCAGCGUGAAAAUCAUAUCGAAUAUCUUACUAAUGGUCUCAAUCAUCUAGGACCCUCAUUUCGCGUAUUGGAUGCCAAUCGUCCGUGGAUUUGCUAUUGGAUCCUGCAUUCUAUUGCUCUACUGGGAGACUCUGUAGAUGCUGAACUGGAGGCUAGGGCCAUUGACUUUCUUAAUCGUUGUCAAGACUCAGGUGGUGGAUAUGGAGGUGGACCUGGACAGUUACCUCACCUAGCAACAACUUAUGCUGCAGUGAACUCACUUGUCACAUUGGGGAGUCAUGAAGCUUUGUCGUCAAUUAAUAGACAUAAACUAUACACGUUUUUGCUGCAGAUGAAGCAUCCUAGCGGAGGCUUCAGGAUGCAUGACCAAGGAGAAAUAGAUGUCCGUGCUUGCUACACUGCAAUUUCUGUUGCCAGUAUAUUGAACAUCUUGGAUGAUGAACUAGUUCAAAACGUGGGAAACUACAUUCAAAGUUGUCAAACUUUUGAAGGUGGUAUUGCAGGAGAACCUGGAUCUGAGGCUCAUGGUGGGUAUACCUUUUGUGGUUUGGCUACUUUGAUUCUGAUCAAUGAGGUUCGCCGGUUGGACUUGCGGAGUUUACUUGACUGGGUGGUGUUUCGUCAAGCUGGUUUAGAGUGUGGAUUUCAGGGAAGAACAAAUAAGUUGGUUGAUGGAUGCUAUUCGUUUUGGCAGGGAGGCGUUUGCUCACUAUUAAAAAGAUUAAGUUUGGAUAUUGAUGAACAAUCAGUUCAACCUGAUGCUCGAGAAGGCUCUUCUUUUGAUGAUCUAUCAACUGGUGUGGAUACUUCUCGAAAGGUCAACUAUAAUGAUGUUGGUUAUGAAUUUAUCAAGAAGCAUCCGAGUAGUCAACCUCUUUUUAACAGUUUAGCCUUACAGCAAUACAUACUUCUGUGCGCACAGGUACCUGAGGGCGGACUAAGAGACAAACCUGGGAAGCCAAAAGACUACUACCACACGUGUUAUUGCCUAAGUGGCCUCUCGUUGUGUCAGUAUAGCUUGUCUAAUGAAGAUUCCCCACCACUUCCCCAGGCAGUAGCAGGACCCUAUUCCAACCUCCUGGAGCCUGUCCAUCCGCUAUACAAUGUUGUCUUCGAACGUGCAAUUGAAGCACUUGAUUUCUUUAGGGGGAAAUAGGUUUCCAGCGUUGUCAACUCCCCCUCCCCCCCAAAUCAUCCUUGUCUAUUAUCACGGUGCAAUCAUCAGAUGCUACUACAUUUAGUUGCUAAGGAAACCCUUAGGGUAUGAUAUUCUCGGUAGUGGCUACUAUGACUCGAAGUCUUUUGUUAGACCAAUGCCAACUAUGACUACAUCUCCUCCAAACCUAGUCGAUCCUAACCAUGGAGAAGGGAGCUUUCAUUCUUAACUAAAGAUCUUGUCCUAUUUUCAAAACAAUUUGUAUCCUACAUCUAUGGAUAGUUUUGGAAGUGAUGCAACACAAAGAAACGUAUUUUAUUUGAGCUCUUAA
Molecule: messenger RNA, 1822 nt
Organism: Cucumis melo (muskmelon)
Lineage: Eukaryota; Viridiplantae; Streptophyta; Magnoliopsida; Cucurbitales; Cucurbitaceae
Product: protein farnesyltransferase subunit beta
Exons: 15
Coding region: 205-1491 (428 amino acids)
Biological process (GO): protein farnesylation
Cellular component (GO): protein farnesyltransferase complex
Molecular function (GO): protein farnesyltransferase activity
Source: RefSeq, a predicted model, not a curated record